AUUUUUUCUAAUAUUUACAUUUGAAUGCCACUGGCCUUAAAUAAUUUUAAGAAAUAAUUUUUUUUAAUAUAUAUUAUGUUUGUUGUCAUGUUAUUAAUAAAAAUCAAUUAUUUUAUACUAUUUUAUAAUAAAUAUAGUAUAUUAUAAUUUGGUAGCUUAUUAAUAAAAUUUGAUUAUUUGGUACUAUUUUCUAAUAAAUAUACUAUAUUAUAAUUUGGUGGACUAUAGACCUCCCAAAUUAUUUACGGUCACACGUGGAAAAAGAGAAUUAUGUAUGUUUUCAUGAGAGAUUAUCAUAUCUAAAAAUUAUUUUGUUACAUAAUUAUUUGGGGAAUUUGCAAAAUAUAGCCUAUAUAUUCAUGUGACACAUAAAAUUAUACUUCCUAUUCAAUCAAAUGCAAAAUUAACAUACAAUGAUAGAAAAAUUGCUAUUUACUCAUUAUGAUCAAACAAAAAACUAGAAAAUUGUAUGAUUCUAUCUUUCAAAAGUUAACUUUUCAUAGAUAGAAAUCUGUAUGGUGUAUACCUCGUAAGAAGUCUACUCCGUAGAAUCAUUCUGAAGUUUAUAUCAUAAUUUAAACUAAUAAUUUAAUUUUAAAAUGUGUAAAAAUAUUUUCUGUGAAUUUUUUUUAUAAAUAUCAACAUAAAAAACUAAUACGAGGUAUAUAAAUUAACAUUUAAUAUAACUGAAAAAAUUAAUAUAUAUAUAUAUAUAUAUAUAUAUAUAUUAAUUUGCUAACCAUGUAUUGGACAAUACUUAUGGUUUAGUUACAAAAGGUUCUACCAUGUAAGGUCUCUUUGGGUUAGAUUCUUAGGGUUAUAUUUUAGAUUUAGAUUGUUUUUAGCUUUAUUGACGUAAAUUUACAUACCAGUGUUGAGUAGUCUUUUUUUUUUUUUUGACAGCAAGAAAUUUACAGACUCAUAUUGACUCUGUAAACCAUAUUGGUAACUCCGCAUCCAUGUGAACGACAAAGGACAAUUGCUUUCUUGCACUACGUGCUAAGCUAUCUGCCCGAAGAUUCGCUGUCCGAGGUACAUGGACGAUGUCUGAGUUGAGGAAGCUUCAUUUGAGGAGCUUGAUAUCUUCCAAAUAGCUUUCAAAUGCUGGUCAUUCUUCUGGUUCCGAAACCAUCUUCACCAAUUGAGAACAAUCUGUUGCAAAAGUAACCUGGAACUGUCUUAAAUUCUUCAUGCAUUCCAUUGCCCAAAUCAAAGCCUCUACCUCCGAAUGAAGGGGAAAGAGGCAUACCCUUAAAUUCCUUGCCCCCAGUAGACCAUCAAAUCCCGGUAAAGUACUAUACCAGCCUUGCCCUGACAUUAAAUCCUUAUCCUUCCAUGAGCCAUCAAUAAAACACCAUCGACCUGGUGUCUCUAAGGGAGGAAUGGUUUGUACCGAGAACCCCCUCGUUGGUUCAUUUCCUACAUGUGCUUCUGCCCAGAGUGAUGAUUCCACUUCAGCUAAUUUUAGAGUGUCACGCGGAUCAAUAUCCAAAUUAUUAAAAUAUAAUUUAUAAGAUAAAAUAUAGACUACUCAAAAUAUAAAACUCUAUGUGUUUACCUUACUACUAUUUUAUCUUAUAAAUUAUAUUUUCUAUUUCUUUUCAGAUUUAAACUUAUUUUCAUGUUUUUAAUAUACAUAUUUUCAGAUUAAAUAUUAUCCAAUAAAGUAGACUUCAAAUGAGGUCUAUUCAAAUAUUUUUUAAUUUUUUUUUCAUAUAUUAUCCUUAUAAUUUUAUCUUAUUUUGCAAGUACUAUCUUCUAAAUUUUUCAAUUUAUCUGCUCAAAAAUGUAAAAUUUACAUCUAUCAAUUUUAAAUCUAUAUUUUGUGUUUAUAUUGAACUAAAUUUAUAGAUUAAAACUAUAUGUUUUUUUUGCUACUAUUUUAGCUUAAAAGAUAUUUUGAAAUUUUUUAAAAGAAACUAUUUUCAAAUUUUAUAAAUAUACAUUUUUAGAUCUGAUUUUUUUUCCGUUAGUGUAGACUUCUUAGAUAUUAAAGCUAAUAGACUUUAAAUAAAGUCUAAUAAUCCAUAAAAGUUUAGUAGACUUGAUAAGAAGUUUACUGAAAUAUGAUUUAAAUUUUUAUCUUAUGUUUUUCUCAUAAUUUAAUCUUGUUUUGCAGGUACUCUUUUCCAAGACUUCAUUUUAGCCAUCAAAAUAAUGAAUAAUAAACAAACUCUAUAAUAUUUUUAUAAAUUUCUUUUAAUAAUUUAUCAUUAUAAAAUAUUCAUUUGUAAAUCAUUGUUUUGAUGCAUAAUCUGUAAACAUUAUAUUCAUUUUUAGUUGUGUUUCAUUUGUAUGAUAUUAUUAAUUUUUGUUAGCUAUCAAUUUUUUUCACAAGAUAUUCAAAUCAACCAAACAAUUAAAUCCACCAUAAGGUAAAACAAUAACUAGCACACAUGUGUAAGAAAAAAAUCUAUAUAAACUUCUCAAGAAGUUUCAUGAGUAAAAUUAAUCACAAAAACUUUCCAAUAUAUUUCAAGUGUAUACUUCAGACAAUAAAAAUACAGAAGCAGACUCCUAAGUAAUUAUACACUUAUUAGUUAAGAAACUAAUUAAGCAAGAAAUUUGUUAGUUCCAUAAUUGUAACACAUUUAAUUUUGAUAUUCAUUCAAGACCAUUAAGAUUCAUUAAUGUACAUUGUAAAACAAUAGAAUCAUGAAAAACAUGAUGAAUAAUAAUAGUCGACUUCAUAUGCAGUAUAAGUUUUUAAAUUUUUUUCAGUCUACAUUUUUUUUUUUUUUGAAAGAGGUUGGUUUUGCAAUGGAACAAGUUUGACCUUCUAGAGUAGAUUUAAAUGGACGUCUACGAAUGUGUUGACUUCAUAUGAAGUCUAUUCUCAAAUCCGAUGGGUUAGUCUUGUGUUUGACUAAAAUAAAAUUGUAGAAUUCAUAUGCAGUAUACAUUUUUUUAAGAUUAGUAGACUGCAUAUGAAGUCUACACUUUAAUUAAUUUUUGAUUAAUCUCUUAACAUUUUAGUCAAACACAAAAUUAAUCUUUUCAGAGACUCAAAAUUUUGGUCAAAUGCAAAACUGCCAUUUUGCAGACUUAGCCUACUUGAUGCAGAAUUCCGAUGAAGUCUCUUGUUAAAGUCAAAAGUUCGGUCAGUUUCAAAACUAACCUCUUUUAUGUAUAUUUUUUCGUAAGUCUACCGAUUUUUUUUCAAAGGUUAAGACGUAGACUUCGUUGCAAAAAAUAAUUUUGGUCAGUUGCAAAACUAACAUGUGCAUUGACAAGAAGACCACAUCGUAAGUUUACACAUAUGCGUAGACAUACAAAACAGUCUACUAUCGCGACAUAGAUUUGAAAAUUGACGAAAACUAUUUAAAUAGUUACAUUUUCUUGUGUAAAGCGUGUUUCCAACCUAUUCCGCCGUCCAAAAUCCAAAUAUGAGCAAAAAGAAACAGGUUUGACGAUUCUUUACUGAAGAAUCACGAAAAUAUGAAACUUGUGUUUGUGAAAAUGAAACUUAUGAGAGUUUUUAAGAUGAAAAUGGAAAGGAAAUGAAGAUUUGUUGGUGCUGAAUGAGAAAAAAAAGUAGAUAUAAAUUGAAUUCUUGCGCUUUAAAAGCUCAAAAAUGGUUGUUCAUCGUGGUUGAAAAAAAUUUGAAGAUUGUGGCAUUGUUGUAAAUAAAAAGAAACGUUUAGGAUGUUUUAGGUUUUUUGCCAUUUUUCGAAAUUAAAAUGAAGUUGAAUUAUAGUGGUAAUUUUGUAAAUAUUUCAAAAAAUUAAGGAGGGUAUGAAAUGUUCAUGGCUAAAUAGUAUUGACAAAAAAAGAGUUAGUUUUGUGUUUGACAUGAAAUUGUGAAUUAUUUGUUAAAAACUCCCUAAUUACUUUGUGAAUUUUUCCCCUAAUAUGUUUAUUUCUCUAGUUCAUCCUUGAUUUCAAAUACAUCCCUCCAUAUUUUGGUCAACGCUUAUUAACAGCCAAAGUAGAUGUAUAUUUUAAAAUUAUGGUUUCCUUCACGUAUACCUCACCUGACACAGACUUCUAAAUAAAAUAUAAUGAACGAUAAGUCAGCAUUUUAGUACACCCAAAAACUUCUCACUUAUAAACCAAAAUCACAUGUCUUUGCGAUAACCACUACCAUAUAAAUAUAAGUAUAUAACUGCGGUAUUUGAUUUCAAGAGACGGAAAGAGAAAUGGCGAUGGAAGCUGAAGUUAUAGCUCCUGUGAGCAAGGGCGGAAGCAGGGGAUGUUGCAAGUCAGGUCCCGGUUAUGCUACGCCACUGGCCGCCAUGUCCGGACCAUCGGAAAAGCUCAUCUACGUCACUGCCGUCUACAAUGGAACGGGACGAGAGAAGCCGGAUUACUUGGCAACGGUGGAUGUCGAUCCAAACUCACCAACGUAUUCAAGCGUCAUUCACAGACUGCCAAUGCCUUUUGUGGGGGAUGAGCUUCAUCAUUCUGGUUGGAACUCAUGCAGCUCUUGCCAUGGUGAUGCUUCUGCUGAUAGACGCUAUCUCGUGUUACCAUCCCUUGUAUCUGGUCGCAUCUAUGCGAUUGACACAAAGGCAGACCCGAGGGCACCGUCUUUGUAUAAGUAUGUUGAUCCUAAAGAGAUUGCUGAAAAGACUGGGUUGGCGUAUCCACACACAGCUCAUUGUCUUGCCUCUGGUGAAAUCAUGGUGUCCUGUCUUGGAGACGAAGAGGGAAACGCCAAGGGAAAUGGGUUUCUCCUCCUUGACUCUGAUUUCAACAUCAAGACUAGGUGGGAGAAAGAAGGACAUAGUCCCUUGUUUGGUUAUGAUUUCUGGUACCAACCGCGUCACAAGACAAUGAUCAGCACUUCUUGGGGAGCACCUAAAGCCUUCACCAAAGGUUUUGAUCUCCAAGACGUUGCUGAUGGCUUGUACGGAAGCCAUCUACAUGUUUAUACUUGGCCAGGAGGUGAAAUGAAACAAUUAAUUGACCUUGGAGAGACUGGUCUCUUACCUUUGGAGAUUAGAUACUUGCACGAUCCCUCUAAAGACACAGGAUUUGUUGGGGGUGCUUUAUCAAGUAAUAUGAUAAGAUUUUUCAAGAACAGUGAUGACACCUGGAGCCAUGAGGUGGUUAUAUAUGUUAAACCCCUCAAAGUAGAGAACUGGUUUCUGCCAGAAAUGCCAGGGCUUAUCACUGACUUCUUGAUCUCACUAGAUGACCGGUUCAUGUACUUUGUGAACUGGCUUCAUGGAGACAUUCGCCAGUACAACAUCGAAGACCCUAAGAACCCUGUCUUAACCGGACAGAUUUGGGUGGGAGGACUGCUACAGAAGGGCAGUCCUGUUAAGGCUGUUAGAGAAGAUGGUAGCACUUACCAGUUCGAUGUUCCUCAGAUCAAGGGGAAAUCUCUAAGAGGAGGACCUCAGAUGAUCCAGUUGAGCCUCGAUGGAAAAAGAUUGUAUGCAACAAACUCGCUCUUCAGUGCGUGGGACCGUCAGUUUUACCCGGAACUCAUGGAUAAAGGAUCACACAUUAUUCAGAUUGAUGUUGAUACAGAGAAAGGUGGUCUAUCCAUAAACCCUGAUUUCUUUGUGGACUUUGGUGAUGAACCAGAUGGUCCUGCGCUUGCCCAUGAGAUGAGAUAUCCAGGUGGUGACUGCACUUCCGAUAUCUGGAUUUAAAUUUGGAAGAGUGAGUUUGUUGUGUUACGUUUAAAUUGUGUUUUAAGUUGUUGUGUGUUUCUCAAAAAAAAAAGUUGUUAUUUGCGAGUUGAAUAGAAAGCCAAUAAUAAGAGAUCCCUUGUUGCUAUGGUUUGUAAUAAAAACUUUCUACAUUUCGAGUGAACACAUGUAGUGUCACCUUACAUUAAAAAUACCCGUUCUUAUUCCA
This is a messenger RNA of Brassica rapa (field mustard), 5811 nucleotides long. RefSeq names its product selenium-binding protein 1-like. Gene Ontology annotation, molecular function: selenium binding. Lineage: Eukaryota; Viridiplantae; Streptophyta; Magnoliopsida; Brassicales; Brassicaceae. The record is from RefSeq and is a predicted model, not a curated record.